Molecule: messenger RNA, 2410 nt
Organism: Thamnophis elegans (Western terrestrial garter snake)
Lineage: Eukaryota; Metazoa; Chordata; Lepidosauria; Squamata; Natricidae
Gene: STK32A
Product: serine/threonine kinase 32A
Exons: 13
Coding region: 521-1711 (396 amino acids)
Biological process (GO): G protein-coupled receptor signaling pathway; regulation of signal transduction; protein phosphorylation
Molecular function (GO): G protein-coupled receptor kinase activity; G protein-coupled receptor binding; ATP binding
Source: RefSeq, a predicted model, not a curated record
AAUCACAAUUGCGGUGGCUCUUCGCUGCUUUUCACUCAUCCCUGCCUCUUUUUUUCUUUCCCCCGGGGCUCUUCCAACGACUUGCCUGUCUUGUCCUCUGUGCGCGUGUCCGUACAUCUUUUCGCUACUGUUUUCUGUUGUCUGGCGUGUGUUUCACCCCCUAGUGAUUGCUGCAAGGCUCCUCCUGCGAUCUGCAAAAGGGAGACCUUCCCUGCAAUCGAGGCUCUGCUCCCCAGCGUCCUUGCUGGCAACCGGGAAUUGAGCAAAAGGGAACCUUGGCCGAGCGCAAACCACACAAGGUGAGCAACGUUUCCUCCGCCUCUCCUGCCAGUACCUGCAGCUUCGGGUUAUUGAGGUUGAUGCGGGUCCGUGGCUCCGUCCAGCGCUGUGGCUGAUUUCAAAUAAGGAUCCAUCGGAAGCACAUUUACAGAUCUGCCAAGUUUGAGGGAAGAAAUAGCUGUUCUCUUAUUCUGUUCUUCUAAAGAAUGAUGUAAAUGCAGAACUUGUAGCCAAGUACAACAUGGGCGCUAACACCUCUAGCAAGUCACCAAUAUACGAUGAGAAUGAAGAUGUUACCUUUGAUCAUUUUGAAAUUCUCAGAGCCAUUGGAAAAGGCAGCUUUGGAAAGGUAUGCAUUGUUCAGAAGAAAGAUACCAAGAAAAUGUACGCAAUGAAGUACAUGAAUAAACAAAAAUGUGUGGAACGGAAUGAAGUGCGAAAUGUCUUCAAAGAGUUACAGAUCAUGCAGGGACUGGAACAUCCUUUCCUUGUGAACUUGUGGUACUCAUUCCAGGAUGAAGAAGACAUGUUUAUGGUGGUGGAUCUGCUUCUUGGAGGAGAUUUACGUUACCACCUGCAACAAAACGUCCGUUUUGAAGAGGAGACUGUGAAACUAUUCAUCUGUGAGCUAGCACUGGCAUUGGAUUAUCUCCAAAGCAGGAAUAUCAUCCACAGAGACAUAAAGCCUGAUAACGUCUUGCUGGAUGAAGAGGGGCAUGUUCAUGUAACAGAUUUCAAUAUUGCUACAGUGAUAACUAAAGAUACACAGGUUACCAACAUUGCUGGCACAAAACCAUAUAUGGCACCUGAGAUGUUCACUGCUACAAAAACUUCAGGUUAUUCCUAUGCUGUUGAUUGGUGGUCAUUAGGAAUUACAGCCUAUGAACUCCUCAGAGGCCGGAGACCAUACCACAUUCGCUCUAGUAAUUCUGCCAAUGAAAUUUUGCAUGUGUACAAGACGGCCACCAUCAUGUAUCCUGCUGCUUGGUCACAGGAUAUGAUCGCAUUGAUUAAAAAGUUAGUGGAAAUAAAUUCAGAGGAAAGAUUUUAUCAACUGAGUCAUCUCCAGGAGUAUCCAUACAUGGCUGAUAUCAACUGGGAUGCUGUUUUACAGAAGACAGUAUUGCCUGGAUUUCUUCCUAAUAAAGGGAAGUUAAACUGUGACCCAACCUUUGAACUUGAAGAAAUGAUCCUGGAGUCAAAGCCACUUCAUAAAAAGAAGAAGCGCUUGGCUAAGAAGGAGAAGGAAAGCAACAAAAAUGAAUCCUCAGAGGCCUGCCAGCUGCAGAAAAACCUGGAGUCAAUACAAAGGGACUUCAUGAUUUUCAACAGAGAAAAGGCACGACAAGAACAUAACAAAAUGCAGGAGAACUUGACGGUGACACAAACCAAAGACAACGAAGAAGAUGAUGACCAAAAUAAUAAUCUUUGAGAUCAAUGUAGUUUUUGCUCAGGUGCUGCUACUACCAAAAAGGGCAGGCUUUUUACUUUAGCUCAUGGAGCUUAGCAGAUAAAAUUGCACACUGCUUUCAAGACAAGGCAGAUACCUUGCUAAGGAACCUUGAGGCUAGAUGCUGAGUCUCUCUUCCCACCAUAAGGACUUGUGGCCUACAAUCCUGCAGAACUACUUAAGGCACAGAUUAUCGUCUUUAUGCCUGUUUAUUUUUCUAAGCUACUUGAGCAUUAACAGGAAAGAGUAUGCUCUUUAAGUACUGUGUAAAAGGCACUCCAAAUAGGGAAAGGUUAAGUCACUUUAUAGGUAUAAUUUCUGUUGAUAAAAUGUUAAAGUUGCUGAUAAUUGGGUUAAAUCCACUGCCUAUGGGAAAACGGUCUUCGCAGGGCUGCUAAAGGGGGUAGCUUCACAUUUUCUUAGAAGUUUUUUAAAAAAAUAGAGCCGAAUUAUAACUCUGCCUUAGGUUGCAAUAGACUUCAAAAUGAAAAUCAUUUUUAAAAUACUUGUAACUGAUUAUAUACAAUAUAUCAGACACAGAAUAAGAAGAAAUAUUUUUGCUGUGGGGGUUUUCCACUUAUUGGUACCUUUAAAUAAAGUAGUUCCUAAGAAUAUAUCCAGUAUAUCUUCAAAUUGGAAGGUCUGUGUGUACACUAUAUGAAUCAGGAAAUGGAACAAUGG